AUGUUCCCCUCUCUACUGCGACGCCCCAGGGCUGGCCCCCGUCGAAUCGAUCGUCGCCAGAACACAAGUGCUUCUCCCUCUCCAGGCCCUGCGAGACGACGCUACACCUUGGAACGACAUGCAACGGCUGAUUUCACCGAAGCCGACGACGACGAUGCUGACUUUACUCACGACGAAGGCUUGAGGCGGUUCCGGAACAAUGAACGGCGUGCGAAUAAUGCCGGCGAUGAAGAGGCGGGGGAUGAAGACGACAAUGACGACGACGAAGAAUAUGGAAUGAAUGAGGAUGGACGACAGAGCGGUCUCCCUGUUCUACCUUUGUUUUCUGCCUCUCAUUUGGACUCUCUACCAGUGUAUAGCAUAACACAUGCCAUCCGAAUUAUCAUUUCAACACGAACCGAGACGACUCUAUCAUGGGACCAGCUUCGGUCACCUCAAGUCUCCCAAUUCCUCGUCAAACCCAUGCAGCAACAGAUUCGCGCUCAGCACUUCAACCGCGCCACCUUGUAUGCUCUUAUGAUCAACUGUCUUCAGUUUAGCAAAGAGGGUGCACGCUACCCAGGCAAUGCAGGCAUAAGCAGCACUCGUGCCAAGGUUUGCGAACUGCUUACUCUCAAACUCUUGAAAGAGUACAACACUCGUGAGCUCAUUGAUGCCCUGGCCUAUGACUUUUACCCACUUCAAGGCCUUCCCGGAUCCCAAUUGCCUACUUCUCCACGAAAGUCACCACCAGCUAAUACGCUGCCAUUGAUUGCGUCUCGGACAUCAACUCUUGAGGUUGCGAUCCGAGCCUCAGCCAAACAUUUGCUUGCGCACCCCCUGGUCGUCCAACAACUCGAAGCUAUUUGGAGUGGCGCGAUCACUUUCCACUCCUCUGCAGACAGCCUGCAUCGCGAGCCCCCAUCAAUCAAUAACCGCAGUUCAAACAGCUUCAUAGGGAAAGCAGAUGACCGAACACCGCUACUUGGGUCGUCCCCUCAGAAGGAUGCUUAUUUCACUCCACCGGGGCGCCGUACGGCGUCGCUCUACGAUCCUCGACAAGCGUCUCUUCUGAAGCUCUCCCGGCUCCGAGUCCCCCGAUACAGGUCCUUUCUUUCGACAAUCUCUCUUGCGGUCUUGAUUGGACUGUUCCUUGCCGUUCUUGCUGAGCGCUCAGUUCAGAUCACGGGUUUGGAAUUAAUCUUCUGGUUCUGGAGUGCUGGCUUCAUGCUAGACGAGCUCGUUGGUUUCAACGAGCAGGGAUUUGAGCUCUACAUAAUGAGCGUUUGGAGAGUAUUUGAUCUUGGUAUCCUGCUGUUGCUUAUCGUUUAUUACUGUAUGCGAGCAUAUGGUGUUUUUCUGGUCGAUCCUCACCACUGGAACGAUCUGGCGUAUGAUGUUCUCGCAGCCAAUGCGAUUCUACUCCUGCCGCGUAUCUUCAGCAUUCUGGACCACUACCAAUACUUUUCGCAGCUGCUCAUUGCUUUUCGACUAAUGGCCGUUGAUCUUGUUGCGGUGUUCAUUCUCAUUGGUAUCCUUUGCAGCGGAUUUUUCUUCUUCUUCACAUUGACGAAGAACUCAUUCGGGGCGAGUGAUGUUGCCUAUAAGAUUUUCCAGAUCCUUAUGGGUUUCACUCCUGCAGCCUGGGAAGUAUGGGAUGCGUACAACUGGUUGGGGAGAGCCUUGUUGGUUUUGUUCCUGAGCAUCUGUCAUUUCCUUGUCGUGACCAUCUUGAUUACUGUCUUGACCAAUAGCUUCAUGGCUAUUGCGAGUAAUGCAAACGAAGAGCACCAGUACUUGUUCGCGAUCAACACCAUCUCCAUGGUGAAAAAUGACGCGCUGUUCUCGUAUAUUGCUCCUAGCAAUAUCUUUGCGUGGCUCCUCAUGCCUCUUCGGUAUUUUAUGCCAUUACGGCACUUCGUUUGGCUGAACCGGACAGUUAUCAAAGUUACACAUUUUCCUGUGCUAUUUUGCAUAUACUUGUACGAGAGAUACUGGCUUGCGCCAUCCAUGUACGAGCCUACCGAUUUGGUGGAACACCCAAACCGCGAGCGAACUCGACAAAUUUCCUUCAUGGAUCCCGCAGGCCGAGCCGCCAUCUUUAGUCCGAGCGUUAGGAUGCGCGAAGAGUCGGUGGCUGGCUUCCAACAAGAUCGAGCCCUGGAGGAAGUAUUCCGGCGCAUGCCUGAUCCUCUGACAUUGAGAACACAGAGGCGCCAAGAGAGACGGAAAACACAGACAGCAAUCCGUAACUGGAUGGACCAGCAUGACGACAAUGAAGCUUCUCCGGAGGCUACAAUGCCUCCUUGGCAACGAAGAUCGAGCGUGGGUCUUGUUCGAACCAGUAAUUUGAGGCGUGUCUCGGAUGUCAGGUCGAUAGCAAGUGAUCCUGCUGAUCUGAUUUCCAAUGCCGGACAGCCUCUCCGGCCAUCACAUUACUCCAGAACUCGCCUGGUUGGCGAAGCUGAGUACAAAGACCAGACAGAUGCGGAUGGAGAUGAUGAACUUGUGACAAAUGACGAAGACGAAGACGACCAUAACACAAACGCUGCUCAAAGCCAAGUUGCCAGGAGCCAUCGGAUUAGUGAGGAAGCUGACAGCUACUUUGCACCAAAUGCGAACAGCUUUGGAAAAUUAGCAUCGUCCGUGAGCUCAUCAGGCAAGAGCAAAAACUUGGCACCAACUCCUCGGCCUAAACGAGGUGCGCACAAUCGAACUCUUUCCACCAACACCAUACUUUUCAACCCUCAGGACUUCAAGCAAGUGUCAAAAGCGUCUUCGCUUUCGCCUCCUCCCGGCCAACAGCGCCCGCGCACCAGUGGGCGUCCGGCAACGGGAGAAAAGACCCCGAGACGCAGCUCACCCCGCCGUACUAUAUACGUGACCAACACCAAGCCUCGACCGGCCAUGCCAGCACGAGGCAUGACCGAGGCCGGUGCUGUCAGUCGAUCGGCCCUUCUUAGCAUUGAGCCACGGAACCGACCCAAGGACGUCCGGAGGUUAUCUUCUGUUGACUUGAGUGCUAUUUCUGACCAUGUUGGAGGGGAUCCCAUUGGAGCUAUGCCAGGCAGUUUCCAGACGCAAAUGGCCAUGGCCAUGAUGAAGGACAACCAUCUGCGGGGGGUCGGUGGUAACGACUCCGGUGACCGCGACAGAAUGGGAAGGCUAGUGUUGGCAAGAAUGAAGACGCUGGAGGAGAGUUUCGCAGAUGUAAUCAAGGAAAUGCGCGACUUAAAGAAGUCAUCAACAGUUCCUACUACGCGACGCAACUCCUCCGGGGACGAGGACACCUCGGCGCAGAUGAUCGAAGUGGCAGGGCGAGACCGGCUAAGGAAGUAUACUAUGGAGAACAAUCAACGCAAGGUGGCGUCUAAGCGGCCAGUCAGCCGGCGAAGUUUCAAGGAAGCCAAGCCGGGCUGGGAUACCAAGGGGAAGGGGAAGGAAGUGGCAUACGAGUCUGAUGACGAAGCUGAAACGGACGACAGCUUGUUUCAAAAGGGGGGCUCACUGUAG
Molecule: messenger RNA, 3492 nt
Organism: Fusarium poae
Lineage: Eukaryota; Fungi; Ascomycota; Sordariomycetes; Hypocreales; Nectriaceae
Exons: 5
Coding region: 1-3492 (1163 amino acids)
Source: RefSeq, a predicted model, not a curated record